AUGGGGUCAUCCGUGCAGCCGUCUCGCUUCUUAGAUGCGGCCAUUCUUGGCUUGUUUGCUAUGUUAGUGUCUGCACUCUCUCUAUAUAUGUUCGGCGAACUAUGGAAUGUUGCUCAAGACAAGAGAUUCAGCUCCUGGCGCGUCGGCUUCGUCCUCCAGAAGCUGUUCCCCUUCAAGAAGACUUUCGACAUAAACUUGACGCACAUCCUCCUCUUCACCCUUGCCGUCUUGAUGCUGAGCCUGAGGCCUGAAGCAACACCAGUUAUUGAGGAAACAACAAACAUCCGCCGUAGAGAGAAGACACAAAGAACAGAGAUGGAGGAUAUGCCAACUUGUGCUGCUUCCUCCUCUGCUCCUCAGCAUAAAGGAAGCAAAAAAUUAAAUUAA
This is a messenger RNA of Eimeria maxima, 387 nucleotides long. RefSeq lists its product as hypothetical. The coding region runs from base 1 to 387 and encodes 128 amino acids. The transcript has 4 exons. The record is from RefSeq and is a predicted model, not a curated record. NCBI's taxonomy places the organism in Eukaryota, Apicomplexa, Conoidasida, Eucoccidiorida, Eimeriidae.